Cucumis melo (muskmelon) is the source of this 1159-nucleotide messenger RNA. RefSeq lists its product as uncharacterized. The transcript has a single exon. The record is from RefSeq and is a predicted model, not a curated record. Gene Ontology annotation, molecular function: DNA-binding transcription factor activity; sequence-specific DNA binding. Lineage: Eukaryota; Viridiplantae; Streptophyta; Magnoliopsida; Cucurbitales; Cucurbitaceae. Gene Ontology annotation, cellular component: nucleus. Bases 1 to 969 code for a protein of 322 amino acids.
AUGGGAAGAAAUGGAUCGGGCCCACUUGUUGGGGGAAAUGGGCCCAAAGAUGGAGUGGGGCCAAGAAGAAAGAGGACCCCACCUCACAACCGAUCCAUGCGUCCCACUCCCUCCGUGUCCGACUCCGUUCCGUGGGGAGGGAGACUGUGUAUGUGUGUGCGCACUUCUUUUUUUAUUCUUAAAUUAGUUCUUCCUCAUCGGUUUCUCCCUCCCUCUCUCUAUUCAUUCCUCAGCUGUCAGCUCUCAGCUCUCAUCUCAAACCCUAAAAUCUUCCUCCGAUCAAAACCCUCGAAACUACCUUCUCUUCUCCCCUUUCACUCCUUCCUCAACACAGUUGUUUCAACUAUGGGAUCGGACAUCGUUCUACACAAAUUCCCCUCUUCUUCCGACCCCCAUUCUCAGCCCCCCACCGCUUCUCACUCUGUCGUCGGCAGUAACUCGUCUCCGGCCACCAUCUCGCGCCAAUCCCUCCUCCCUCGCAAGUCAAACACCUCCUUAUCCUCCUCUUCUUCCAAGGAUCGCCACAUCAAGGUCAACGGAAGAGGGCGGCGCGUCCGUAUGCCCGCCCUCUGUGCUGCCCGCAUCUUUCAGUUAACGCGCGAGCUCGGACAUCGUUCCGAGGGUGAAACCAUCGAGUGGCUUCUCCGUCAGGCUGAACCUUCCAUCAUUGCCGCCACGGGUACUGGUACAGUUCCUUCUGGUCCAAUCUCCACCGUCUCCUCUGCUAUGGCUUCUUCCGGUCGGUCUGUUUCUUGUAGGAUUCAGCCAGUGACGGUGGGCGGCAGUGGGCAGGGGAUGUUCUCUAUGCCACCACCGAGUUGCCGUCUGGAUUUAUGCCAGCCGGUCGGGAUGGAGUACUCUGCUGCUGGGAAUGAUUAUCGCCACAUGCCGUUCACGGCGCUGUUGUUGCAGCCGUCGACGGGGGAGGAGACGGAGGAGAGACAGGAGGAGGAGGUUUUCAGAGAAUAAUGGAAAAUUGGAAGGAUUAAACCGACACAGAUAGGAGUCUAAAAUUGCAGUAUGGAGACUUUUUUUUACCCUUUUUUCAGCUCUUCUUCUUUCUCCUUCCUCUCGUCCUGUUCAUGGCUGGAAUUUGUAAAGGGAAGAAGAAACUGUAAAACCUUCUACUGCUAUGGAAAUUCGAUUUUUUUUCCUUUUU